Aspergillus steynii IBT 23096 is the source of this 1760-nucleotide messenger RNA. Its product is annotated as tryptophan synthase beta subunit-like PLP-dependent enzyme. Gene Ontology annotation, molecular function: cysteine synthase activity; cystathionine beta-synthase activity. Bases 282 to 1760 code for a protein of 492 amino acids. Gene Ontology annotation, cellular component: cytoplasm. The transcript has 5 exons. NCBI's taxonomy places the organism in Eukaryota, Fungi, Ascomycota, Eurotiomycetes, Eurotiales, Aspergillaceae. The record is from RefSeq and is a predicted model, not a curated record.
GGGCACAACAUACAACUCAGCCCCGAUAUGCCGAAUUCUCAUCUCGUAAUAUGUAUAAGCAUAGUCAGAUACAUCGUGUGGCGAGAUUCCUUCGUGAUCUAGCGGGUUCUGACAGCCUGACCGGCCAUGAAGAAAGGAUAAUUGAGAUGUAGACAUGGUAAGCAGCGGAAUUAACCCGCGCUUUCGCUCUUCAUUUGGUACUGUACUAUAAAAUAUUGUUUUGUUACUAGAAAGAGACCGAAGAUAGUCCUGCAAUAGUAUCAAGUUCCGCAACCAUCGCCAUGUCUGUCACCAAUCCCCUCAACGUCUUCAAGGGCGCCGACUCGAUCAAACAAUUCUUCAAUCCGGAUGAACAGCCUCCUGUGCCUUUGGUCGAGCUACCACCAAAGCUCAACCCAUUCCAUGCCGAUGGCGUGCGUAUCUACGCAAAACUGCUCACAUGCCUGCCAGCGCAGAAUGUCAAGGCUCUACCUGCAUUGAACAUGCUCCUCAACGACCCCUCCUCCGCGAACAAAAGCGUCGUGGAAGUCAGCUCCGGCUCUACCGUGACUUCGCUCGCCAUCGCAGCCCGAGUCCUCUACGACAACGACAACUCGACCGCCUACGUCUCCAACAAAGCCGCGCUUGACCGAGUACGCGAGCUCCAAUUCUACGGCCUUAAGGUCGAUCUCUACGGCGGGCCCACAUACACCGAGACCACAGACCCGCGAGGCCCCGUCGAAUGGGCGCGCGGGCUGGGCAAGCGAAGCGACAAGGUCGUGAACCUCGGCCAGUACGACAACGAGCAUAACUGGAAGUCGCAUGAGCGAUGGACGGGGCCUCAGAUCUGGCGACAGCUGCCCGAGAUCAACGUCUUCUGCAUGGGGAUGGGGAGCACGGGCUGCGUGACUGGGACGGGGAAGUAUCUGAAGGCGCAGAAGGAGUCGGUCAAGGUCAUAGGUGUUUGUAAUGCGGAAGCAGACAUUAUCCCGGGGCCAAGGGAGAAGCCUAUGCAUAAGACGAGCCCGUUUCCGUGGAAGGAUGUGGUGGAUUUUCUGGAGGUGGCGAGCUCGGAGGACUCGUACCGGUUGUCGCUGAGGUUGUCGAGAGAGGGGAUCAUUGCGGGGCCUUCGAGUGGGAUGGCGUUGCAGGGUCUCUUUGAGUUUGCUCAGAGGGAGAAGGAUAAUGGAACUCUGGGGAACUAUGCUGAUCCGGAGACUGGUGAGGUCUCGUGUGUUUUUGUCUGCUGUGAUCUGCCGCAGAAGCAUAUUGAGACCUACUUUAAGAAGCUCGGUCCUGAGGAGUUCAAGCCAAUUGGGAACCAGGAGCUGUUCAAAGUGGACCAAAACGUCUACAGUUUCCGAUGGGAGAUUGAUCCCCAGGAAAUCCUUGACUCGAUGCCCGAAAUCACAAACGGAGUGACUGGAUCACCUGCUGUGCGCUUCUUGGAUCUGCGCUCGCAGGCCGACUUCGAGUCUGGACAUGUCAAAGGCGCAUUCAAUGCGCAUCUACCGGGUCUGAGUGCGGAUACUAUCACGCCUUUUAAUUUUGACGAGAUCAAUACGCUCGUUGAGCAAUCCAAGAGGCUGGAAGAAUUGCUUCAGGAACAGGCUAUUUCUGACUGGAUCUCCAACGACGGUCCUCCGAUCGUUGUUGUCGAUUAUAACGGAGAUACUUCGCGUAUCCUGGUGGCAGCUCUGCGGGCCAAGGGAGUUGAGGCGUAUACCUUCAUUGAUGGUGUCCCUGGGCUUCAGAAAUAUCUUGAUAGCUUAAGGUCUUGA